Molecule: messenger RNA, 20870 nt
Organism: Xyrichtys novacula (pearly razorfish)
Lineage: Eukaryota; Metazoa; Chordata; Actinopteri; Labriformes; Labridae
Source: the annotation of a GenBank genome assembly
GCCCCCAUGAGAGGAACUUCGACUUUUAUGUUCCCUCUGCACAUCUUCGAUACUCGGGGACCCAUUUUACUUUAGCCCUCACCACUUUUAUUUUUGUGUUUUCUCUGCCCUGCACUUUUUUUAAAACCCGGUUUGAGUAAAUUAGGACUCGUACGGUUUCACCCCCACCCCUACUUGGCUACAUUCAAGUGACAAGGUAAGGCCAAACAGGUUAGCUGGGUGCUUGAGGUAACAGGUUAAACCUACUCAGUCAAUACACUUCUACUUUCUCUUUCGAGUUUUUUUUUCUUUUUAAACACGGAUGUAAUUUUAAAGAGUAACUUUAUAAAGCUGGAACUCACAGCUGGUUAUUUUCAUUGAAAGCUCAGGUGUGUCGGAACCUCCUGGGACGCACCUGUGUAGCAGGUUGCUGUGUUGCGUUCAGGUCCUUUGACAAUUAUCCUUGGAGGAAACUAAGCUUGAUAACGCUUCAUGUUUCAGUGGUGGGUUUGAUUCCCUCACCACUUUAUCUUCUAUAUAUGAUCUGUGAUUUCUUUUUCGGUGGGAUGCUGUUUUCCAUGAUCGUAUUUUAAUAUAUGAGUUGAAACGUUUUUGAUGCAAAUUUUCUUGAAUUUGUUGUGAAAACAAAAAAACAAAACAAAAAAACUCCAUGGCUAAUGCGUUAAAUGUUCUUUCAGCCAUGGCACAGGCAUUGAAAUGGUUAAGUUGUUUGUCAAAGCACCAGAUACUAUCAGCAGAGAAGAGAGAAAGAGAGAGAGAGAGAAAAAACAGCUUUGAAUCUGGAGUUGAGAAUUGACAGACUAUUUUUUUAAAUUUUCAAAAUGUGAGGUCCUACCUAACAUGUGAACUGACAAGGCCAGCUCCAUAGAGAUUAAUUUGUCCUCAAGGGAUCCUUUGUAGUGGGUUUUUGAUGAUCAAACAGCCUCUGUGUGCGUUUCACGAGGUGUGCCUUUACCUGAAGCCUAAACUUGUUAGAAAGGAUAAAGGCGUUAAUCACACCUAGAUUAACUACGGCUGUCAUUCUUGAGAGGCUGUUUACUUUUGCAUUAGAGGUGUCAAUUUUGGAUUCAUAAUGUCAGUCAUUACUUAAGUAAUGACUGCGGUGUAGUUAGACUUGGCAAAAAAAGAAAUUAAAAAACUAUUUUUAGGAAAUUUACCUUCCCUUGCCCUCACGUUAGUUCCUCCUCAUGGCAUUAUGUGAAUGAGAUAUUGUUGAUUGUAACUAGAUACUGCCUGCCUUUUUUUUCCUCUGGUGUUUUAUUUGUUGAUUUAGUGCCAAAACUAUUAACUGUAGGAAAGAAGGAGCCAGUCCAACCUGUUUUUGUGUCUUGAUGGUUGUGGUGUGUGUGAUAGAGGUAGUAUGGUUAUCUAAAAGCCAGAGGGAAUAGUUUUUAAAGUCCCCUCAGGAUGCAAAGAGAAAACAUCAAAUGUGAGGAAAUAAAACUGGCAGGUUGUGUGCUCUGAAGUCGCAGCUAAACCGGCAUGUGGCUAACAGGUCAUGUGGGAGGUUUUGCUCCUCAUGCCAGAGGCUAAGUAGACCAUGUUGUGAGGGCAUUUCUGUCAUCCUUACGUUUAAGGAGGAAUCUCAGUGAGUGACAUGUGAAGAAGUCUUCAUUUAUACCCUUUAUACAACUUUUUAAAGAUACUGUUAAAACAAAAGGAGUGUGCAGAAACUAUGUUGCCAUAAUAAACAGCCUCUCAUCUGCCUUGGCAUGGGAAGAGUCACAUGUUUUUUUUUCCACUUUCUUUGUGUUUUCUCCAAAAUACAAGAUCUAAUGACACCGACCUUUAUCUUUACUUAUCUAUGAGGUGAAGAGGUUAACUGACUUACCUCAUCUACAACUAAUGUCUUCUUUGAGCUCAUGGGCCUUUGAGAUUAUUGAGCGCUUUGUAGCCUAUGUUUAAAUGCAGCCACCAAAGCAUAUAUAUUGAAAGAGAGAGUUAUUUUGCAGUUAUUUUGUCACUAUUUUACUGUUCAUGGGUCUAUCUUAAAUCGCAGGCCCCAGUAAGGUAUACAUCAUGGUGUAGAGGUUGAAGAGAACAAUGUGUCUAGACCAACUAGGCCCUGUGUAUUGUGUAGUAUUACCUCUACCAUUUCAAUGCUUGAAGCCUAUAGCUAACCUGUCGUCUGGUGGAUUUGCCCUUCAAGAGACCCCAUUUGGCUUCCUCCUUGGCAAACAAACCUAAGAUAAGUUAGUCACACUCCAUUUGAAAGAUAGGAGGCAGAAUAAACAGCUUGGUCUGACUUGUAUUUGAUUUAAUAUCAGCUCUUUAAAAGUCAGAUUUACUCUCAGUGUGAUGGGUUGAGAUAAUAAAGCCUCACUGAGCACGCAGCAGGGCUGCUCCUCCUGCUGUGCUUAAUGUAGAUCAGGCUAGUGUAGAUUAUGGUAUUACAGAGGAAUAAUUACUGUUGUAAGCAGCUUGUAUCACUGCUAAUGGAUGAAAAUCCUUCCUGUGGAAGCUGUAAUUGGCAAGAUUUUCUGUUAUACACAAAAUGAAGCAAUAUGAAGUCAGUGAAUUUCAGAUGAGAUAUGUGUUAAGUGGUAGUUAAUGACACAAAACUACCAAUCCACUUGGUUUUGCAUAGUUUACUCAUUUGUGAUAAAGUCUUUAAAAGUUUCUUUUGAGUGCUUUACUUCUGAAAAGUUGGUUUAGUUUUGGAAUUGAGCUAAUUGACUUGAAGCAACCCAGUUUAGUGAGAAUUCAAAUGUGAAACAGCAAUAACACUUUUUCUGCUCAACAAUAUGAGCCAAACAAGUUGAUUUUCAAUGCACUGUACUUAACAUUUGACAGGUACGAGCGUUCAAAUUGAGCAUUUCUUUACAGUAUGGCUGACUAAAUGACAGCAGAAUCUGUGUUUUAGAUAUGAAGAGAUCGGCUAUCUUUUGUCAGUAUUAAAGGAGAAACAAGGAGAAACAACAGAGGAACCACAUUUUGAGAAAUUCUGUAACAAUGAUGCCAUUUUUGUAAGAUCAGUAUAUUAAUAAUUUCACUUAGUUGAUAUCACCCCAGGCUCUCAUUGUCCUCAGUAACUUCCUGUUUAGCUCUGCCUCUGCCUCUUUCAGGUCCACGUUGUCUUCAUCCAGUUCAGCCGGUCAUUAUGUGUCCUUCAAGUUUCUCAAUCUAGAUAAUUUCCUCAGCCCUCAAUGUGUGCUGCGUAACCAGACCCUAUUGUCAGUAACUUAAGUCACGAAGCAUCAGUCCCCAGUAGACAGCGACCGGUUUCUAUGGUUACUGUCAACAGUCUGGCUGUAGAAGUGUUUGAAACACUAUCCUGAGGACAAUGCUAAACAAAAUGGCCGCCACCUUCAGUCCACUUCCUACCAGGCCCCAGCUGUUGGCUAUAGGAACUUCAUAUUGGAGAUUGACAGGUGGUUGAUACUCUACUUGACAGCGUUAAGAUGCUGUCAGGGAUAGUUAGCAGAAUGACGUCAUUCAAGACAUUUGAUAUAGACUUGUCAAGGCAGUCCUCUUUAAUCUACAGUAUUUCAGAAAUCUACACACACACACACACAAGGGCAUUCCAAGCCCAAACAGGGAGCAAGGUUCAUGGAAAGUCAUUACUAUAUUUUCAUCUAGAGGUCAGCUCUUUUAUGAAGGUGUAACACCCUCUGGAAUGGGUUACUCAUUGCAAAUUUGAAAGCGGACUGAUUUAUGGACCUCCAUAAAAAGGUCUGUGGUGUAGACGCACCGGAGAGAGAAGCUGACCGAUUGUAGGCAUAUAGGGCACAGGCUGAGAUGGUGCUAUGAUAAUGGGUCUUUGUAUUUGGGUUUGUGAAUAGAGAGGCCGGAGGUUUAGAAUGACGUUGGUGCUACCCACACCAUGUCAGUGACGGCUGUGCACAGUGAGAGUGGUAGGAUGAAGGGGUGGAAUCAAAAUAUGGAGAAAGAAAGGCAAAGGGAAAUCCAGGCAGGAUAGAAAAAUCGAACCCUACGCUUCUUGGUCUGUUUAACAGAACCAAAGAGUAAAUGAGGUCGAGCUUACUGACAUAAAGUGUUUCCCUCUUUCAUUUUGAGCGACUGAGGAAAGAUGGGCCAGUGUGAAGUUCAAAAAGUGGAUGAGUUACAAGAUUAAACCUGAUAAAUUAUGACUUUGGGCUUGGAUGUCACACAUUAACAUCAUUCUUCUAUCUCUCACUCCAGCCAUGCUACUACCCUCGUCACUACUCCUCCUCCUCGGCCUCCUCACCUGGAGUCCCAGUGCAGCAUGGGCAGGGAAAGUCAUCGUAGUACCGCCCAUUAUGUUUGAAUCCCACCUUUAUAUCUUCAAAACUCUGGCCACAGCGCUAAACCAGGAGGGCCAUGAGACCCAUUUCCUAAUAUCAGAGGGACGUGAAGUGCCCCCCUCCCCUCACUACCACUUACAACGCUACCCGGGAAUCUUCAACAGCACCACAGCUGAUAAUUUCCUCCAGUCCAAAGUGUCCAACAUCUUCUCAGGCCGCCUUACUUUUCUAGAACUGUUUGACAUCCUUGACCACUACUCUCAGAACUGUGAUGCCGUGGUCGGUAAUGCUGAAGUAAUGACCCGCCUGAAGGAGGCAAAGUUUGACCUGCUGCUAGUGGACCCUAAUGAGAUGUGUGGUUUUGUGAUUGCACAUAUCCUGGGUGUGAAGUAUGCUGUGUUCAGCACAGGCCUGUGGUACCCUGCUGAGGCUGGUGCCCCAGCCCCACUUUCAUAUGUACCAGAAUUCAACUCUUUGCUGACAGACAGAAUGUCUCUGCUCCAGAGGAUCACAAACACAGCUGUUUACUUGGUGCAGCGCUUUGGAGUCCAUUAUAUUGCUUUACCCAAGUAUGACCGGAUUAUGAAGAAGCAUGGAGUGAAGCCCCAGGUAGCCAUGGCUGACCUGGUGCAGGGCAGUCGGCUGUGGAUGCUGUGCACUGACAUGGCUCUGGAGUUUCCUCGCCCCACCUUGCCCCAUGUCGUGUACAUAGGAGGGAUUCUUACCAAGCCCCCUAACCCACUGCCACAGGUCAGUACAAGCACACACACUCACACUGAGUGAGCUAACAAGCAUGUGAUGAAAAGAUGUGAACAAGCCUGAGUUUCUAAACCUUUUGUAUUAUUGUGUCCUAACUGAGGUGUUGAGAGAGUGAGUGUGGUCUGUAGAUACGAUCAAAGUGUAUUUAUUUUAUAUCACAUCUAUCAGUGUUAUCAGUAUGAGUGUCAGGUUAAAUGAAAUACUUGAUACAUAUGGAUACUUUAUGUACAGAUACAAACAACAACAUGUUCAGUAGAAUUCUAUCAUCAAUCAGUCCUGCUCAGUUAGGGGUUAGGAUUAGGAUAAGGGUUAAGGUUAGGGUUAGAGUUAGGGUUAAGGUUAGAGUGAGGGUUAGGGUUAAGGUUAGGGGUUAGGGUUACGGUUAAUGUUAGAGUUAGGGUUAGGGUUAAGGUUAGGGUUAGGAUUAAGAUUAUGGUUAUGGUUAGGGUUAAGGUUACGGUUACGGUUAGGGUUAGGGUUAGGGUUAUGGUUAGGGUUAAGGUUAGGGCUAGGGUUAAAUUUAGGGCUAGGGUCAGGGUUAAAGUAAGGGGUUGGGGUUAAGGUUAAGGUUAGGGUUAGAGUUAGAGUUAGAGUUAGGGUAAGGGUUAGGGUUAAAGUUAUCUUAUGGUUAGGGUUAGGGUUAAGGUUAAGGUUAGAGUUAGGGUUAGGAUAAGGGUUAGGGUUUGGGUUAAGGUUAGGGGUUAGGGUUAAGGUUAAGGUUAGGGGUUAGGGUUAAGGUUAAGGUUAGGGGUUAGGGUUAAGGUUAGGGUUAGGGUUAGGGUUAUGGUUAGGGUUAAGGUCAGGGGUUAGGGUUGUGGAUAAGGUUUGUUCAAUCCUACUCCAAGAAAACCAAACCAAAUAUGAAAAAUGGUCCAUUAUGACCCACAUUGCCGAAGAACAUUUCUUGAAUAGUAACUGCAGUGUAAACAGAUUAAUGUCCAACCACAAUAUGAAGAGCUCUGUUUUAGGUGGGGCUCUAUGUGGUUCUUGUCAGAAGUAAACGUUUCACCCUCAGAGGAACCUUUGUGAUCUGAGCCCCCUUGUUAAAAAAAAUGUAACCCAAACAUGAAUGUAAGUUUAGGUUUGGUAGAAAAAUUUCAGCGCUCUACUCUGCUUUAAGAAUACUGAUUUGUUCCGGUUAGGGUUAGGGUUAGGGUUAGGGUUCAGCACUCUACUCUGCUUUAAGAAUACUGAUUUGUUCCGGUGCUAUUCUCAGGUGUCUCAUUUGUUCCUCCACCUGUUGCGCACUGAUCUGCUUUUACCUUGUUCAAUUCUGCUUCAAGAAAACCAAACCAUCCCUUAAAGCAAACUAUAUUUCAUCACAUUUAAACGCAGUACUAUGGAGCCUCAGCUCUUUUGUGUGAGCAGUAAACACUCAGCAAACAGGGCAAGUUCUUCUAGAUGUAAAUAUAUUUGUUUUCAUGUGUCCAUGCAGAGCCCCUCAGGGCUCUAUUCUGAGUGCUGGAACAUCAGAUAAGAACUCUUUCCUUGGUGAUCAGAGCACUGAGGUACAAUGGUUGAUUCAUGGUGACCGAGUUUGACUAUGACAUAAUGCAAAAUGUGUGGCUCAAUGGAGAGCUAUGUUAAUUAUGUGUCACAAUGAUGCAGGAGAUACUUAUCCAUUUGUAUUAAAAAUAACAGUUGAAAGACAUUUUUUAAAAUCUGUCCCAUCAUCUGUGUUUUGCACGCGAUAACAGUGUCUCUGAAGGCUUUUAAAUAACAAGAACCAAAGAAAACUCUGCACCUUCCUUAAUUUUUCAGCCUCACUGACAAAAUUCAGUUAAAAAUUACAAAGCCAAAUCUUUUUGGCAAUGCAGUCGUGACUUUGAUCCAGAGAAAAUUGUGGAUGGAUGGGCUUAAGUCGUACCUUUUCACACUCACUCACAAAUUCUUCUAUUGGGAAGCUUAUGGGUAAUUUAUUAUUAAGAAUAGCCUCACACUUAUCCUCAUAUCCUGUCCUAACAGAUAAGUAUGUGUCCACCCUUGCUGGUGCCCAUUGUCCCUUUCAUCUCUUGUAUCUGUCCUCAUUGUCUAUAAAGCACUCCUUUAUAGAUGAUGCUGGGGUGAGGAUGGGUUUGUCUUGAAAAGACACUGUAGAUUUUUAAGCAGGGAGGGGAGGGGAGUCAUGAAGAGCAGAGGCGGGCGGUGACGGGGGGCUCGGUCCAGCUAACGCUCAGACGCCAAGAGCGAGGAGCGUUGGUAUCCACUGCGGGGGGUUUUGGAAUGCCACCCUGGCCAAUAGGGAGCAUUGUGCUGCGCUGUGUGGACGGAGUUAUAAUGGAAGUGGAGGGAGAACGAAACCAUUGUUCCAGGCAGUACUCUGGGGACACUGAGACUCUUAUGGGGUCACUGAGGCUGCAAUGUGGGGACAGUAGAGCCCAGUGUGCCCCUGAGGUUGCUCCGUGCCAGGGCCAACCACAGCUGGACUGUUAGCCACCCUCCCUCUACUCAUCCCCCGCUUCUUUCCUUUCCACCAUGGCUGCUCCCUCAUCUUCUCUCACCCCGGCUCACUCCAAAGUUUUCAUCCACGGCUGUUCUCGUGUCGUGGCUCUUUUUACUGCUCAAAUAUUUGAAAGGCUAUCCUCCAAUUCAAUGUUCAAAGUGGACUUAAGUGUAAGCAAGUCAUAAAUAUUUCAUGUGAUAGCUGGCUUCUAAUGAGGUGUGCGUUGUAAAUUAUACUAAUCAGCAGUGCUGUUAGUUCAGGACACAUAUGUCCCUACACAUAACACAGCCUACUUAGCCCACAGUGUAUUAUAUUAUUUAUAUACACAGCAGGAUCUAUUGAAUCAAUCCAGGUAAACAUUUGUUUAUCCGUCGAGGUUUUUCCAUACCCAGCUGUCAUUUUUUACAACACUAACUCGCUCGAAUUGUCCGUGCUUAUCGUGGACAGUCAUAGACAGGAUGUAAUGUCCGGUGAUACUUUAGGGACAUCAUCAUGACACAAAGCUGGGCAUCAAACUCAACUCAUCCUCAUCAAAUCCUUACUUGCAGUUCUUCGUCAUACAUUUAUUCAGCAGCUUCAUGUAUUAUACAUUCUGUGUCUUGCUUGAUUACUCCUGUGUCAGACAGUUUUCUGGAGGAAAAAAAAAAACUAGAUUUGAAUAUUUUUGAUUAUUUUGACAAUCAGGUGCUGAAAUAGAAUAACCAUCAAAGCACUCCUCAAAUGCUGUUUCUUAUUUCAGCUUAUCUGAGCAGAGAAACUUUGUACUCUUGUUCAUUGAUAAAGCUCCUCAGUAAUGAUUUGUAAGUCUUGACUCUCCCAACAUGUAUCUGUAAACCUGUAAAUCAUUCAGGACAUGCAUGUGAGGAAAAACACACUUAAGUAAUUGGUAAAGUCUUGACCCAUUUAGCUGCGGCGGAAAAACAAAUAAAUAUAGAGACUAGAGUGCUCAGAGUCCCUGUUAAUGGUCUGUUAUAUUGAUGUUUGAUAUAGAGCUCAGCUGUUUCAAUGACCCAAUAUGGUGAAACGCGAGAGUUAUACUGCAAAAAUCAAGGAAGUUACAACAUACUGCUCCAUCUAGAGCAUAUGUUGACUGUGCAGCUUUAUUUAUGAGGUUUUUUUUUUAGUGGAACAGUGUAUUUUUGUGGCUCUCAUUGUCUGUCUCUAAUGUUUUGUCAGGACUUUGAAGCAUGGGUGAAUGACACAGCGGAGCAUGGCUUUGUGGUUGUGUCAUUUGGCGCCGGGGUCAAGUACCUUUCCCAUGACAUCGCUCACAAACUGGCAGGAGCCCUUGCCAGGCUGCCUCAACGUGUUGUCUGGAGGUAGGUUUUCUCUCCCUUCACUCAGACUGUACUCAGCUUUCACAAUGACAGAGUCAUCAGUGAAGUUAUGAUGAAAUGUCAUUUUCAGCUCAUUUCCCAUCUAAAUUAAAGACAACACGUCAUUCCACUCAAGAGACUAUAGUCCAUGUUUCCACCUCUGACUUAUUCUGGGGUUUUAACUGAAAUCAUCACCAACAGCUGAUUCUAACCUCUGACAGUAGUAGUUCACAUCAGUGGAAACUUAAAAGGGAUACUCCGGCGUAAAAUUAAUUUAGGGUCAAACACACCGAGUUAGACACCCUCUUGAGAGAUGAGUGUUGCCGACCGCUUGCUUCUCUAGUUAUACCAACUUUAGAAACAAAUGCAUGAUAGCAAUACACAGUGGUCUGAGGAGCCAUGAACAAACCUCAACCAAAGCGCCACUCUAUAGCCACAAAUAAUGCUCAGAACAGCACCUAACUUCAUCAACAGUACAUAUAGGGUCCCAGCCAUAGUACUAAUCAUGAAACAUCUUUUUAACUUUGACUAAUUUCUUUAGCAAAGAGACUAAACACAACUCACCCACUCUCUUUCAGCAGCUGCUUGUUUUUAGCCCGACCUUAGGCCAGUUCAUUACAGACUACAUCGGGGUGACGCAGCUCAAAGAACAUUUAUGAUCAUUUCUUUAUCAUUUCCUUGAAGUAAUAAUCAGCAUAUUAAUCAUUUUGCACUGCAGACGCGAUAGUUAAUCUGUCUUAGCGUCUCAGUCUGAUUGCAUUUCCACGAAGAAAUGAUCAUAAAUGUUCUUCCUUGAGCUGCGUCACCCCGCCUCAGUCAAUGAUGGACUGGCCUCAGGUCUCGCUAAUUUUAUUAAUUUUUAUUUUUUAAUAAUUAAUUUUACGCUGGAAUAUCCCUUUAAGAUAGAAACAACUAUUGAUGAAUUUACAUUUAAAUAACCUUGCUUUUUUUCCUAUGAGGAGCUUUUGAUGCUGUUUGAAUAGAUACCAUUUUUGUGGCAUAAGGCCGCUGCUAUACUCACAGAGAGAGCCAGAUAAGCUAUGAGCAAUAAAAUACAACACAUCUUCUGUGCUAGUGUCCAUGUUUCCAUGUAAAUCUCAAAGAAGAUGACAUCAUUUAGUGCAGCCAUAACAGGCUUAUGAUAGAGGAACUGGAAGAGUUCCUGCAUGUUACAGUAUGAAUAAAACUCGCUUCAUAAAUUCUUGAUGAGUAAUCUAAAAUGUUUGUCAUAGCCCUGUUGUAGAAAGGAGUAUGCUCGAAAGCUAAACUCUUGGGAUUAUUUACACGGCAUCGAUUCAUUGUUCUUGACCUUAGCAGCGAAAUGUGAAUUCAAAGAGGAGGAAAGUGGCGCUGAUAGAGGAGAAAAAACCAACAAAGAGUUUUAAGAGUGCUUUGAAACUCCAACCUGGACCUGUUAAUACUUAACUCUUGUCUCUAUAUGUUUAGGAGUUUGUGAUUUACCGACCUCAUUCUCCCUUACAAAUUUUGUUAAAAUUCUUUACUGUAAUCAUCAUCCUACAAUAGAAUUUCUGGAUAUGACAAUCUUUUAUGGUAUGUCCAAACAGUGCAUUAUUUAAACUCACUGCUGGAACAAAGCGCGGCUCUUUGUGUGCACACAUACUCUGCUCGCUCACCUGACUUCGGCUGUAUACAUUGAGGUAAUGUUAGUUUAGGGGUGGGUCUGUGCAAAGGUUGUUAGCUGGUUCACCGGAGGAGGGGGGUUUACUGAUACGAACACACUACACAGUUGACCUUACCAUGAUGUCAUGCCUGACAGAAGGACCAGGUAACCUUUCAUUAGGGAUUUCUGAGACACAUAAUUACACUUUUGAAGCGAUGAGCCGUUUAUAUCUUUCUGCUAGAUCAUGAAUUCACUUCUGCUGAACUCAUUUUUUGGUGUUUUGUGGAUGUUUCUGUUUGCUUUAUUGUGCUACAAAGACAAUUUAUGUUGAGACGGCUAUAUUGGGAGCACUGCUAUCAAAAGUCAACCAUUAAAAGUCCAUGAAAACACAUUCAAGGUGGGAUUUUUUCACCAGAAUGAGAUAGAUUACUUAUUUGUUGUUGGCACGUAACUUUUGUUUUAUUCUGAUCAUAGUUAGCUUGAUGAAUUUUUAACCUACAUAGUUGUUCCAUUAAAUUUGCAAAUGUGGCCUUUAGGGUAGCUGAUUAAAAUCUGAGUUUAAACGCUUUUUUUUUUUAAAGGUUAAUUGUUUUUCCUGUUUUUAUUAUGUAUUGCUUGGUUUUCUUAUGCUUUCAAUAGUUAUUAUCUAUUUUAUUGCCUUUAUUCUCAUUUUUUUAAUUUACUUAGUUUUGUCUUAUUUUGUGUUAAAGUUCUUGACUCUUUGUCGGUCUUUUAUCACUUCAGUUGAUUCCACCCUGCCUCUUUCACCCCUCUUGUAGUGCGUCAUUACAUUUCAUUGCUUUUACUUCUUUUUUCAACUUUAUCGACUCCUAACCUCACAAACGACAGAGACAACUCUGUUAUACACAGGAAUGAAGAUAAGUUACAAAGCAACAGCCACCUGUUAAUAGUAAAACCCUUCUGACCUGUGGAUCACACGGCAGAGGGAUCUUAACAUCUAAACGGUUUAGUUAUGACGAGGAUUUACUCAAUUUUGAAGGAAAGCUGUCAAAUAACUAGAAAAUCAACCCACCGUCAAAGGCUAUACUUUGGUCAAACAUGAACCAUUUUACUGAGCUGAAGAAAAAUUCACAUAGUUAAAUGUUUCUAUGGUGUUUUCUAAAGUAAUUGAUCAACAGUUCAAUCUUUUUGCCUUUGUAACACUGGGGUAAUUUAGAUAUGUGACUUCUUAUCUUUUGAUGGUCAGAAACAAAGCUGAAGAAAUGAUUCACAUGUUGCAUACCAUUCUCGGCAGCCCUCUGUGUGGUAUGCUCAGAGCAAAGGGUGCACUAUGAAGCAUAUUAGCUUUCUGCUGUUAUCAAGGUAACUUUAGGGUCACCUCUGGAAUUCCAGUCCGGUGAAGGUGGUUCACUUCUUAGCCGGGUGGAUUACCAUGAUAAUUUAUGCUUCACUCUUAACCUGCUCCAUUGCAGAUUUGGGGUAAUUAGAUAUAAAACUGUGUGUGCUUUUGGCUUGAAAUAAUUUUUUCAUUUUCAUUGAGACCAUCUCCAUAUUUCUCUCCUCACUCUCAUAUCCUCAGGAUUGCUGCUGGCUUUUCUUCUCUUAUCUAGCAUGUCCUUCUACAUUUUGUUGAUGCAGCUGUGUGAUUUAACUCUGGAUUAUGUGUUAAGAAUCAGUUAUUAAUAAUAGUUUGCUCUAUCCCACUGAGCAUUUUUUGGUUUAAAAGAGGUGAACUGGACAUCUAAUGUAGCCUAGACGACUGGUCUAAAAUCAGGCUACCACAGGUCUAAACAUGAAAGUUUUUUAGACGUGUAAAUUUAGACCAAGUUUAGUAUAGCUGGCUAACAGAGGUCUACACUGUAUAUUGCUCAACGGCUUUCAUAAUUACUUUGGUUAAGUACUUGGAGAUCAGUUAUGCAACUCGCAGUUGCUUUUUGAAAUAAAUAGUUAGUUCAAAUAAUGGGUUAAAGUGCAACGUCUAAAUUCCAUCUAAAAAUAUACAGAAUCUAGACGAUUGAAAUUAAGUAUUAAAAAAAAAAACUAGACAUCUAACAGCCGUCUAUUGCUCAGUGGGAUGUUUGCAAAACAUGAUCUGCAGAUGGCAGACUCGGUCAUGCCAUAUUGGUUGGAUUUUGAUUAUAUUGACCUCAUUAUGAAGACGCUCUCAGUAUCUCUGCUUGAUCUUAUCAGGUUGAUAACCAGCUUUGUGGGACCCAUCUAGUGUAAAGUAGGUUAAGGUAUCAGAUAAGAAAAAGAUAACAUACCUAAUAUAUGUUGAACUCGCUUUGUAAUGUAGGUCCCGGGUGGAACAAGAAGACACACCAUUGUAUUUACUUUGGGGAUGUAGAAACUAGGCAAGGAGCUGGGCAAAGUCUGGCAUGAUGUAGGAUGACCAAUGGUGGUUGCACUUGUUGUCAAAGAGCUUGUGGACAAAAGGUGGUAACAGGAUAAUUCACGCUUUUAAUUUUGUAAGUAAGACAAAUUAAAAAAAAAACCACCCCUUUUGUCAACUUAUUAUUAGAAUUAUUUAGACAAUAUAAAUCUAUUCAAGUAUCUCACCAGGUGAUUAAGAGCUUCCCAUGCAAGCUCCAAAGCUUUGUAUGAACAUUCAACCAUGUCGUGGCUGUAAGUGACUCUUCCAAACCGAGAGCGCGGAGAAGGAAGAGGGCCGAUGUUAGGGACAGGGACCAAGUCAAGUGAAUCGUGUCAUUGAUAAUUGGCCACAUGAAUGUAGGCUUUGAUUGGCAGGACAGUGAAUUGGUGCUUUGUUACAGAGAGAAAGAGAGAUGAAAGAGUUUGGGGGGAAGGACACAGAGAUAGAUGGAUGGGGGUUGUAAUGCUGCAUGCAUAUGCGUUGUGUCUUACAUUCGAUGGGAAAUGCUUCCGCUUACCAGCCAUAAACUCCAGUGGACAUUAACAUAGUAUUGUACACGUGCAGCCAUGCCUAUAGGACGAAGUCUGAAACUUGUGAUUUAACAAGCACAAAGAGAUCUAUACUGAGUUCUCCUUAUUUGACACUGUGCAUCAUGUAAAUGAAAUUGAUUCACUUGGCCUCUUGAAUGUAUAGUGUCUUUUGUUCACACUACAGCAUACUCUGUCCUCAUGAAGCAUGAAUGGGGCCUAACCCAGAGCAUGUGUAACAGUGUUAUUUUAAGGAAAUAAUAGAGGAAAUUACUGGAAAAAUGAAAAAGAAGAAACUUGAUCGGACAACAUAGAUCUAACGAUAAAAACUCUAAAAAGAAGGGAAACCCCUAAGGAGGAGAUGCUAACCCUUUUUAUGUUGGAAGUCUGAGAUAAUGCCCUACCACCAUUCUACUAUUGUAUUUUAACAGUGAAUCUGAACAAGUGUGAUACUGGUGUCCCAGAAUAUUAUAUUACAUCAUUGUGGAAGCAGGUGAGGCUUGACUAUUAAACACAAAGCAAGAGCCUCAAAUAAACUCUCAGUCAUGCAUAAACAAACAGUGCCCUGCUAAUCUGCUGCUUGCCGUAGCUUUGUAUUAACUUUUUUGUUCACAUAACUGUGAUGACUCACUUACACUAUCACUUCAUAACCCUUAAGUCCUUUUUGAAGAUGAAACUAUGAAGCCAAGCUUAAAGUAAUUCGAGAACAGUAUUAGCCAAAUAACCCAGAUUAGUCAAUGAAUAGUAUCCAAAAAUCUGCUUUCUUUCUUUCUUUCUUUCUUUCUUUCUUUCUUUGUUUGACCGACUUGCAAGUAGUAGCCUGCCCUGCGGUUUUCUCAGCCUUGUCUGCUCUCAUCCCUUGUGUUGUAUGCUUAAACAUUGCUUUUGUACAAGUUAUUGUAAGCACAGUUUGUGAUUGGUUGUAUUAAGUCUACAGAGUUUCUCUAUAUAUUUGAAUAACAGCAUGAAAAUGAGUCGAUAUUAUAGUCAGAAUUUCACUUUUUUUUUUUUAACAAAUCAGUGUUAAAAAAGCUUAAACAUAUGAGUAUUUCCCAUCAUUAACACAGGUGUUUAAGACUUAAAUAUAAAUGUGUUUAGUACAGACACAAAGUUUGUUGUCUGACAAAUGACUGGUUGUAACAAUGACAGUUAAACUUUAACUUGUAUGGAAAUAUACCCCAAGGGCAGUGAAAACAAAAUGUUCAGCUGAAACCAAACAAAAGCUGACGGGAAAGUAAACCAUUCAAAAUGACUUUCAGUACAGCUCAUUCUGUUGUUAAUCUGCACAAUACAUAUUAAAUGAAGAAGUACAUCCAUUUCUAAACCAAGCGGUACUUGUACUCUGUCCCCUCAAGGUCACUGAUGUUGAAAUGUAUUCAAAACGAGUGUUUAGAGUAUCAUACAAGCCACUCUGAGUAAAUAAAAGCAAGAGAAAUGUGACUUUUUACCUGCUGUUUACAAACCACAGUGUUACAGCUCUUUUCUUUAUCGUUUUUCUUCUUUACUUCCUAGAUUCUCUGGAGUUCCCCCCAGUAACCUUGGCAACAACACCAAGCUUGUUGAUUGGAUGCCUCAAAAUGAUUUAUUAGGUGAGCAUAUCACGGGAACUGCAUAAUGUUUUCUUUGCCUUGUGGUUCGAUUUCAAGGAAGUAAAACUUGCAUUAUGUAGUUUGUUUCUUUGAGUCAUUUAAACUGGACCAUGUUUUAAAAUAGUUUUGCUUCCCUUCAAAUACACCAGUGUUUUUUUUUUCUGUGGUUAGGUUCCUCCUUUACUUACUUAUUAAACUCUGGGGUGUGGAAUGUGAAUGUGUUUACAAAUUUGCAGACGUUAGAAAUGAGGAAUGUACGACUGCCUUUGUGUAUAGACAGCUAGCAUUGUCUACUGCAAUGGUGUAAUAGUGGCUUUGUCAGACAAGUCUGCAAACACUGCCUGUCUGGAAUUUUGAAGGAAUGGUUCACAGUUGACCCCGUCCAUUCUUGGUUGAGUCUUACUCUAACAUAGUAUUUUUUAAGGUUGUGUAGUCCCCAAGUAGCUUAAAAGAAGACAAACAUUUAAUUUAAGCGCACAGUUUUAUCACAACAUAGUAAUCCUCAGAGUGUUGGCAUUGGUUUAUGACUUUCAAUGUUCUGUUUGUACUAAGAGAAAAAAACUCAAACUACAACUUUAAUCUUUAUUCUCAUUUUUGAAUCGAAAUUUUGUCAUUUAGGGUUUUUUUUUAUUUUAUUUGAGGACGUUUCUUAAAACUCUGGCGCAAAUCACCUGAAAUAUAGAAAAUCAACCCAAAAAACUUAAAGGGAUAUUCUGUGGUAAAAUUGAUUUAGGGUCAAACACACCGUAACGCCGAGUUAGACAUCCCCUCGAGAGAUGAAUGUUGUCGACUGCUUGCUUCUCUAGCUAUAACAACUUUAGUAACGACCACAGGAUAGCAAUACACAGCAGUCUGAGGAGCCGCAAACAAACCUCAACCAAAACGCCACUCUACAGCCACAAAUAAUGCUCAGAACAGCACCUAACUUCAUCAACAGGACAUAUAGGGUCCCAGCCAUAGUACUAACCACCAAACAUCUUUUUAACUUUGCCUGAUUUCUUUAGCAAAGAGACUAAACACAACUCACCUACUCUCUUCCAGCAGCCGCUUGUUUGUAGCGAGACCUUGGCCCAGUCCAUGAAGGACUGCAGUGGGGUGACGCAGCUCAAGAAAGAACAUUUAUGAUCAUUUCUUUAUCAUGUCCUUGAAGUAAUAAUCACCAUAUUAAUCAUUUUGCACUGCAGACACGGUUGUUAAUCUGUCUUAGCGUCUCAGUCUGAUUGCAUUUCCUGGAAGAAAUGAUCAUAAAUGUUCUUCUUUGACCUGCGUCCACCCACCGCAGUCUGUAAUGGGCUGGGCUGAGGUCUCGCUACAAAUAAGUAGCUGCUUGAAGAGAGUAGGUGAGUUGUAUUUAGCCUCUUUGCGAAAGAAAUUAGGGAAAGGUAAAAAGAUGUUUGGUGGCUAGUAAUGUGGCUGGGACCCUAUAUGUACUGUUGAUGAAGUUAGGUGCUGUUCUGAGCAUUAUUUGUGUCUAUAGAGUGGCGUUUUGGUUGAGGUUUGUUUAUGGCUCCUUAGACCACUGUGUAUUGCUAUUGUGCGGUCGUUACUAAAGUUGGUAUAACUAGAGAAGCAAGCGGUCGGCAACAUUCAUCUCUUGAGGGGGUGUCUAACUUGGUGUUGCGGGGUGUUUGACCCUUAAUUAAUUUUACGCCAGAAUAUCCCUUUAAUAGUGAAAAAAACAAAAAACAACUAAUAAACAGAACUCCUAAUUUCCAAAUCUACAUCUCUCAUCCCUUCUCUUAUCCAGGCCACGCCAACAUAAGAGCCUUCCUGAGCCACGGUGGCCUGAACAGCAUCUACGAGGCCAUGUAUCACGGGGUGCCUGUGGUCGGCGUGCCUCUUUUUGGUGACCACUAUGACACUAUGACUCGUGUAGCAGCUAAAGGAAUGGGCAUCAUGCUACAUUGGAAGUACAUGAGUGAGGAGGACCUGUACACAGCGCUGACCAGCGUCAUCAAAGAUAACAAGUAAGAUUAUGAAGAUUAUUUGCUCAGUUUCUCACUCACAAAUGCUCGGUUAUAUUGAUGUGGUUAUCAGUGCCAUCUGCUGACCACGUAAGGAAUCAUGACUCUGAUGGAAGGGAAGCUAUUCAUUUUAUUACCGGUUUUAUUUCUCUUGCAAAAGUAAUGUCUACUACACUGUACUGUUUGAACUGUACCAGCGGUAUUUAUAAACUCUGAAAUCACUCCACAAAUCAUUUCCACAGGUGGUGAGUGAGACACCACUAAUCUUAACGGCACCUGACUGAGAUUUUCUGACUAUUAAAGUCUGUGAUGCUUUCUUUCCCCUUCACUAUUUUUUUGUAAAUAAAAAUCCAUGCCCCACAUUUUCGUUCAGUUUUAAUUGCAUUUAUCUUUUUUCCUUUAUCUUAAUCUUAAGUGUUUGCCUCUCUUGUUGUCUCCUUGCCAUUUUUCCAGAUUUAAACAGAUGACAAAAAGUUAAUCUGUCAUCAGAUUGGCAUGACUUGUGUUUGUCUCGCAGUUUCAGAGAUUAGAUUUAACCUUGCUUAAGACUUAACCCACUGAGCUUUUUCGGUCUAAAAGAGGUCUAAUAGACGUCUAAAUGUAGCCUAGACCGCUGGUCUAACAUCAGACUACCACAGGUCUAAAAAUGAACGUUUUUUAGACGUCUAAAUUUAGACCAAGUUUGGAUCAAGUCUAAAUCUGGGCUAUAACUGUACUACACUGUAUAUUGCUCAACGGCUAUCAUAAUAAUUUUGUUUAAGCACUUAGAGAUGAGUUAUGCAACUCACAGUUGCUUUUUGAAAUAAAUAGUUAUCGAAUUAUGGGUUAAAGUGCAACGUCUAAAUUCUGUGUAAAAAUAUACAGAAUUUAGACGGUUGAGUUUAGGACUAAAAAAGAAACCUAGAUGUCUAAUAGCCGUCUGUUGCUCAAUAGGAAGAAUUACAUGAUCAGCCAUUCAGAUCUGAGUAUUUAACACAGUCUAUCUCCUGUCUUUCACACAUGGUAGCAGCCUCGUGAAUUUACAUUGCCGUGUCCUCUCUAUAUCCUCGUUUCACACCUGUAUCUCCAUCUCUCUAGGUAUCGCCAGCAAGCUCAUAUCCUCUCCAACAUCCACAAAGACCAGCCAGGUCAUCCUGUGACCAGAGCCGUCUACUGGAUUAGCUACAUUCUCCGACACCAUGGUGCCAACCACCUGCGCUCUGCGGUAUAUGAGAUUUCCCCCUACCAGUACUUCCUGGUGGAUGUGGUACUCACUGUAGGGGCCACCUUGGCUCUGAUUGUCUUUGCACUGAAAUGGUUGGGACGACUAUUGAGGGGAAACACUGAGGACCAGGGCAGAGUAGGCAGUGUUGACAGGGAUGACAGCAACAUUGCUAAUGGAAAUUGCCAUAGCGAAAGCAUGCCCAAUGGGAAACACAAACGCAAUGGCUCCUUGAAAAACGAAAAGAAGAUAAAUUGAUGUUUGAAACAGCCAGGAAGGACGAAGAAGAAGCCGUCCCAAGGACUCAGCUCUGGGAUUGGUUUAGUGGUUUUUGUAAAAGCUUUGAAGAAAAGCUGUUCAGAGGUCUGCGUCAAAAGGCUGAAGGAUGACAGAGCCAGGCAAUGGGUGCUCAAAAUCUGUGUGUGUGUGUGUGUGUGUGUGUGUGUGAGAUGUAUGUGUAUGUGUGCUCUGAGGCGAAUUUAACAAAAAAAAAAAAAACUCCUCUAACAACAGCAGCUACAGAGAUACAACACCAAACUGGAAAGUCAUUAGGGAUGAAACAGAGGAAAGACACCGUGGAGGACACUGUCUCUUCAUGUGUGUGUCCUCGUCAAUGCUCUCUGUCUUCCUCACCCGUGGAAGGAUAAAGAGGAGGAGAAACCCUGAGCGCCAACCCCUCACACUCUGAACAAAACAAGAAAACAGAAAAAUAACUUUUGAAUUAUUUGGGAUUUUGAUGUUAUAAUAAGGUCUGGUAAAGUGUAAAUAGAGGACAAAUCUAUUUAUUAUGACUGUACAAAUGCAUUUUAAUGAUGGACCUUUUUAACCUUAAUCUCUUUUUUAAUUUAUUUCAUGGUUAUGUGGUAUGACAGCAUGAUGGUAGACAUACACUCCUUUCCCUUUAAGCUAUCAUCUUGUGACAGUCAUCGUAAGCCUACAACUGCUUUCUACUCUCGCAUUAUCCACAGUAUUCAUGGUGGCUCUACAUUCAAAUUAAGAAAAGCAUUUUUAUUUCACUUUUCGCACAGGAGCGUCAUUAUUUGAGUGCGAAAUGUCAAACUGUCUCUCCUGACUGUCAGUUAAAAGCCCCAUAGAAACCUUUUUGGCGCACCAGCACGUAAAACCAUGAAUGUGUUAUUAUCAAAACACAUAAUUAUGAUAACUACCAAGAACGCUGUGGAUAAACUUAGCCGGAACAGAAGUGUGCUCAGGCUCUUCCAGUCAGGUGAUCGGGGAUGAGUCAGAGCAUUAUUGAUUCAUGAUAAGUCGCUCAGCUAGACCCGCAUCUUAAUUCUACAUCCCUCUUCUAUUUAUUUAUUCAUCAGGAAGGAUUCAUCACUUGAUUGCCAUUUUUAGUUCUACACUUGACUUCAUAUGUCUCAUAUGUCCCUCCUGUGAUUAAAUCCAUUCUUAACAUACUGUUAGUCUGUUUGAUUUAGAUAUUGAGGUUCAUGUACAAACUGGGCAGACUCUGUUUAAUCAAAUUAACUGUGCAGGAAUGAUUUACACUAUGUACACGGGCUUUUUUUUUAAUGCAAACAUUUGUGUAUGAAGAAUGCCUGAUUAUGUGUGUGUUAUUGUUCACUGUACAGCUUCAGACUGUGUUUGUGGAUGAUACAGUGCAGGUGAGGUUUGCUUUUGCCCGCUGUGGGCUGUGUGUAAACAACCACUGGCUUUUGUGCUAUUCUGUGAAGUCAUCAUUGAACUGAGUGUGUGCCCGUGCAAACGUCCAAGAGCCUGAAAUUUGAAGAUCCCUUUAUGUAGCUUUUUUUUUUCUUUUUCCUUUUUAACAUUUUACGAGUCAAUUCACUCCAUUUUAAGAGUAAAACUGAAAAGAGAGACUUGGUUUCAAUAAUGAAAGUAGACUACACUACUUCAACAAAUAUUAAUAUGUCAAAGCGGCACUGAAGUACAGAGUGAACUGAGAGUUUCUUGAGUUUCUGUUGAGAUUUGGUGUAUUACUUACAGACAUUUGAGCAGGACGAGUGCUCGCGGAUGUGGGACAUCAAACCUUAUGAGCAAGACAUUUGUAGUCGGGCAAUUUAUUGAACCAACAGGCCCCACAGAUACUGUGUUUUCACUCUUUUUAUUUCAGCAGAACAGUCUACAUUUUAAAAAGGUGAAAAUUGCAACUCCAGAGGAAAUUCUCUUAUGUAAAGAAACACCGUGACUUAACCCUUUUUCAGUUGUCGAGGACCUAACAUCCAACCAGCACGCUCACAGUAUGUUCACACAUCCUGUCUGAUAUUUAAGAAAAGCUUCCUGAUCUCCUUUACUCUAUGAGCUACCAUUACACCUGCACAGGUUGACCCAGCCCUGCUGAAAACACACAGUUAUACUUGAAUCAUCAUCAUUAUCACUUGUAACAACUUCAGCUGUUGUUGGGAGCGGCGGGCGCGCCUGUAGGUGUCGAACAAGCUAUGAACAGAGUCUAGGAUAGAAAAUAUUUUUGAGGUUGUUACUCUUUGAUUUAUUAUUUCAGUAUUAAUGAGGUUUUCCACACAGUUAAAUGUCCAUCCUGUACUGGUAUGUUUCCAUACUUACUCUAAAGUCUGAUUCUUCUCUGUCUGUGUGACUGUUAUUAAUCAUCUUGUUUUGUCCUGUUGUCAAAAGUGCACUUGCUGGUUCCAAUGUCCACCUCUCUCUGUCGCUCCUGACGUCUUAACGCUCUCUGCCGUCUUUAUCUUCUUUGUCUUGUUCCGUCAUUCCCGCCCUCUACAAAUUUGAUGUCUUAAUUUAACCUGCUUCUUUGAAAAAUAUUUCAUUUUACUUUGAUUAUAAAAUGACAAAGUCCUCAAUUUCCCUGUUAUGUGUAUCCAUGUUGUAAAUAGACCAAUGUAAACAAAAUACUAAUGCUGAAUAAAAAUGACAUAUUUUGUUUGCAGAUAA